Chlorocebus sabaeus (green monkey) is the source of this 6441-nucleotide messenger RNA. The record is from RefSeq and is a predicted model, not a curated record. NCBI's taxonomy places the organism in Eukaryota, Metazoa, Chordata, Mammalia, Primates, Cercopithecidae.
GAGGUUGCAGUGAGCCGAGAUUGUGCCAUUGCACUCCAGCCCAGCCUGGGUGACAGCAAGACUCUGUCUCAAAAAGAGCAUUUUCAUCAUCCCAAAAGGAAACCCCAUACUAUUAGCAGUCACUUGCUAUCCUUCCCCAGCCCCUGGCAACAUCUGUCUGCUCUGUGUGGAUGUGCCUGUCCUGGAAAUGUCAUAGGAAUGGAGUUGUACAGUGUGUGACCUUUCAUGUCUGGCUGCUUUCACUGAACGUGGUGUGUUCCAGGACCCCCGCGUUGUCGUAUGUCAGUGCUUCGUUCCUUUUGGUGGCUGGGAUUCCAGUGCAGGGAUGGGCCAGUUUUACCAUUUAUCUACUGAUGGCCAUUUAGGUGGUUGCCACCUUUUGUGAAUUGUAGGUAGUAAUGCCAUCAACUCUCAUGAACUCAUAUUUUUUGAGUUCCUGUUUUCUGUUCUUUUGGGUAUGUGCCUUGGGGUGGUAGUUCUGUGUUUAAUGCUUUGGGGAACCCCAUCUGUGCAUCUCAAACCACCCACAGCACCGUGUUCAUGCGCCCCCUGCCUCCCCGACACUUGCUGGCCCCCACCUCAGAAUUAGCAUCACAUUAAACCAGACUCACUGAGAGGCGGGUAUUUUAAACCAGGGCCCCACUCAGCACCUAUUCUGGGACGGCAGGAGAGGGAUGGGCCAUCGGGAUGCUGUGAUUGCUUCUCUGGGCAGCAGGGACCUCAGACUCCACAGGUCCCCCCCUCCUCUGCGCAGCCCUCCUGCUGCUUUCAGCUCUCCACCUGAGAACAUUUGGCUCUUUGGCCAAAAGUGCUGUUACUUUUGACCCAGUGGCCACUGGUGGGUCUGUCUGGGAGUCAGAACCAAGCAGCACUUGUUGGGUGCUGUGUAUCAGAGACCGUUUCCUAAACGCCCCGUGCCUGCUGCUCUGAUUCACGAAGGCCAGACUGAAGUCAGGUCUCCGAGCAGUGGGCGUCUCACAUGAGUCUGUGCCACCUGAAAAAUAAGUGUGGAUUGUGUUGGCCUUGUCUUUUACCUCCAGCUUUCUUUCUCCCGUGGUUUUUGCUUGAAUCUGUAGCUCUGAGCGGUUGAUUACCAGCAGCAGUUUACAACAACUGCAGUUUUGUAAACAGCAGCUUACUUUCAAGAAAGCCUUCCCAGUAUAAAUGCUAUUAUGUCCUUCCCCCAGAAGUCUCAUGCCCAGCCCCAAAAAUGUGAAUUAUAAGUGGUAAAGAUAAUGUGGGGCUCACACAGUGGGGGGAGGUGGUUCUUUGCCUGGGAUUGCACCUAACGUUUAAGCACCCCAUAAUGGACCACACUUCCACGCGGUUUCCAAAGUGGGCUGAGUUACAAGCUAGAAAACAGAUAAUUUUUAACGCACUCACCUACCUGUUGCUUAACCAAAAGUGAAAUCUUUAAGGAGACAGCUUAUUAGGCCUUGUGAUUUUAUCAGCUGAUGUAAAAUAAAAAUGAAAUGUACUCGAAUACCAGGGGGCAUGGUAGAAGCCUCCCUUGGAUUUACUGAGAAAGAUGUGUGGGAAACUCAUGUAUCUUUGUUGAUGUCCCCCUCAAAGUCCCUGUAACACAGAGAAGAUGUGUGUUGUAAUAGUAAAUCAUUAUCUUGCACAAAAAGAAAUUGAGGUACGGUGGUGGAUCUCAUCUACCUUAGAUGAUUGGAUAAGGGGGAGCAGAAGCCGCAGCUGGGGUGGCCACGUAUAGCUGUGUAGGCUGCACACUGCACAACUCGAGGCAGGGCUUGCUGCCUGGGUGUCCAGGGUCCCCUGAAGUCAUGCAACUUGGCCAUCUGGCUGAGCUCCUGUUUCCAGUUCUGUGUGCUGCCUUUCAGCCUAGUUGCCCUGUUUUUAAGAUGUGGAUGUCCUGGAAUAGGCAGGCCCCGAUCCAAGAUGAUCGGUGUCCUCCUAAGAAGACAGGUGCUGAGACUCAGGCACUCAGGGAGAAGCUGCGUAGCCAGCUCCUGGAACACACCAUGCUCCAGAAACUCCUGAGUUUCUGGAACUUUGAGACCCACAUGCUUAAGUUCCAUGGCCAGCAUGGAUCGUGCAGGGCUGGUGCUGCUUCUCUUGCUGGAAGGGCGUCUGAGGCUGACUGGGUGGAUGUGCGCCUUAUUCUGGGAGGGGCUGACCAGGAGCUGAGACCCAUGAGAGCUGCCUAGGGAGAGGGGGUCAUUCCCGGAUGGCAAACCGUAUCUCUUCAAGGAGGGAGAGGUUUCACCCGAGGUCGCUGAUUCCAGAAGGACUCUUGUACCCCACCCUGGAACAGACUCCUGGCCCAGACAGGGAGCUCCACACCUUAAGACAGGAGAUGUGGGGCCGUCGGCGGCCGGGCAGUGGCCUCCUGGUAUCUGUACUGUAGGAGCACAGGUUUGGGGAGCAGGAACCUGGCCAGGCGCUGUGGUCAGGAGGACACCCCCAGAAGGGCAGAAGCGGGUGUUCACAGGAGGGGCCCUGGGGCUUGAGUGUUGGCUGCUAUCUUCAUUUCCUGGGGCCCCCGUCACAAAGUAUCGCGGACCGGGUGGCUCAAACAGACAAUUCUCUCCCAGUCUGGCACUUACAAGUCUGAAGUCAAGGCGUGGGCAGGGCUGUGCCCUCUCUGAAGUCUGAAGGGCUGGGCCCUCCCUGUUUUUUCCUAGCUGUUGGGGGUCCAGGUGUCCCUUGGCUGGUAGACAGCCACUCCAGCAGCUGCCUCUGUGGCUACGUGGCUUCUCCCUGCGUGCCUUUGAGUCUCAGCAUCUGUCCUCUUAGGAGGACACCGGUCAUCUUCGAUCAGGGCCUGCCUACUCCACGACAUCUGCAUCUUAAUUAAUUCCAUUGGCGCCAGCUCUUUGUCUAAACAAGGCCAUGUUCUGAGAUUCUGGGAAGCAGAACUUGAAGGGUCACCGUGCAGCCCAGCACAGCUAGUUCGGGGAACUAACUUAAGGCUGGGGGCUCCUCAUCCUUGUCCACCUGCCGCCCACCCUGUGAUGUGUCCUCCCCACUCCAUGAGUGACAGGUGCACCUGCUGAGUGCAGUGGCAGAGAAAACGCUGACGCCUUCUGUGCUUUCUUGACAGCCUAACAUCGGCUACCUGGGCCUGCCACACAGGCCGUCCAGGGAGAAGAUGGCUGUGUUGACGGUGCGGUGAGUGACUCUGUGCUUCGGGAAAGGACAUUGGGAACUACAGCUGUGCUGCCCAGGACACUUAGACUGACUCCAAGAAGUCUGUUCCUUUUCCUGGAAGAACUCAGAGGCCAAAGUGGAGUCGAGUCCCCGCUGGCCUUGACCUGUGCCCCCCGUGCUCACAUUCAGUCUUACGUGUGGACCAGCCUGGGUGGGCAGGACUUGGUGGUCACUGGUGAGUGUCAAACACCGAAAUGGUCAGGACCGAAUGCAAGUGCAAGGAAACAUGCACAGAAAGGCAUACGGAGCCUGGGGCGGGACCAGAUGCAGGAGCCCCCUUUUACUCUGGCCUCUGCCCGCCUGCCUGCUUGGUUUCUGAACCCAGCCUGCUGUGGCCGCCUCUUGCUGCCCAGACAUCACAGAGGACAGCUUUACCUCCUCAGUUCCCUGGAUCUGACCAGCCCUCUGCUCCUGGGGGGUGUCCCCAACCUGCUGGAAGACUUCCCAGUGUACAACUGACAGUUCGUGGGGUGCAUGCGGAACCUGUCAGUUGACAGCAAAAAUGUGGACAUGGCUGGAUUCUUCACCAACAAUGGUACCAGAGAAGCCAUGCCCCACCCCCAGCUCUUCAGCGGUGACAGCGUCAUUUCCUGGAGUGAUCUGAACAUCAUCUCCAUAUACUGGUACCUCGGGCUCAUCUUGCAGACUCAGAAGGAGCACAGCGUUCUGAUGGAGGCUAUCAGCAGCACGCACACCUACUUUUGUCUCCAGGUUCAGUGCACCCAGCAAGAUCAUAGCUCACUGCAGCCUCAAAUUCCUGGACUCAGUCAUCCUGCCUCAGCCUCCUGAUUCACUGGAACUGCAGGUUUCUCAUCUACAAAAUGAGUGCUGUUAUACUUUGCUGUAAGGAUGCAUGAAGAAGCGUUAGCACAAUGCCCGCACCGAGGAGAUGUCUGGUGACUCGAAGAAGCCUUCCAAAAAGCAUGUGAAAAGGGAGCCCUGCUCUACCACCACGGUGACUUCUUCGAGCACAAUCAAUGAAAUUUUGAGAAGAUACAGCAUAUACACCACCCAACGUCAGAGGCAUCAUGGCUUCUGGGGAAAGAAGACGCUAUACCCACAAGAAGACUAUUUCGAGCACAAGAUUCCAAAGUACUGUGAGCCCUGGCCCAGUCUUAAAGCCUCUGAGGAAUCUCCAGCUCUCAAGGACAGAGGAGAUGGAGAGGGGCCGUUCAAUAUGAGGGUGGUGCAGGUGGUCCCUCUGAGGUGUGACUCUAGUAAGUAUUCUGGAAUUACUUGCAAAGAAAGCAAUCUGAAUGCAAAGAAAGGUGUGGCAUCCUUGCAGGUUUCAAUGUGAAGAGCCACCCUGAGCCUGGGAUUGUCAUAGGAAUAAGCAGAGUGGAAGUGUUUGUAAAAAACCCGAGUUCCCCAGGGAAAAAAUUAUGGCCAAUUUUUGAGGAAGCAGCUGUGCUGCCUUUUGGGUGGUACCGAGUUGGGUGCUUGAGGAUUGGUGGUGUCUUGUGUGAGGCUGCAUCAUGUGAUGUGUUCGGGCGGGGGGUGUGUGUGUGUGAGUGUGUGUUUUUGUACAGGUGAGGCUGUGUGUUUUCUCAGGAGAGAUUUCCCAUUUAUACAACUCAAUCACCAGUGUCCACUUCCAACAAUAAAAUCCAUCCCCUCUACUCUCUCUGUACCAGUGACUCCUCCACCCUCACCAGAACCAUCCCUGGGUCUGGCUUCUUAUCCCCACUGCUCAGGUGGAGAACCUGAAGGGCCAAGGGAGUGGCCCCAGCUCCUGAGUUCCUGAAUGAAAAAGUGAAAACAGGAACCCAGGAGAGGGGGCCAGUGCUGACGCUGACAUGCACUUAGUCAUGGGUGUUCACCACCACGCAGGGAGUCCAGCAUUCAUGUAUAAGCCCUAAAGCACAGAGCCUAAGAGGUCCCAGACACUGCCCAUUAUCAUAAAGUGGCCUCCAUGGUCACACGACCCAGGGCAGUUCUAGGCGCAUCUCCCCACGGACCGGCGUAGUUAUCAGUGUGUCAAAAGCACAAAGAUCCCCGGGGGUUUGGGUCAGCUCACAGAUCCUUUCUUUUAUUUUUAACUUUUAUUUAAAGUUCAGGGGUACAUGUGCAGGGAGUGCAGGUUUGCCACAUACAUAAACAUGUGUUGAGAGUUUGUUGUACAGAUUUCAUCACCCAUAUGUUAAGCCUAAUAGCUAUUUGUCCUGAUCCUCCCCCUCCUCCCACCUCCCACCCUCCAGUAAGCCCCACACUCACAGAUUCUAAGAGGAGUGAGGGACCACGCAGGCCAGUGCAGCCCACUUCAGUUGUGAAGUUAAUUUGCUCAGUAACUGGCCAAAGCCUAUAAGGACGGGUGAUGUAUUUUAGUAGAUUUAGUAAUAUUAUCUUCCCAAGCCCUAAAAUGCUCAAAUCCUGCCAGCUGAAAAUGGUGAGGAGGGACAGAUGGGAACUCUGUGCAGCACUUGGUUAUUAGCCUGGCUUCCGUCCCCUCAUGGCAACUGUCUUGUGCAUGUGGGUUAAAGACCCUCAGCCUCAAGCCAAGCCGCCUCCAUGAGGAGCUAUCUCACUAUUGACUGGCUAGUGCAGUGUAUGGCCACCAACCCAACUGAAACAAAACGUGGCUUUAAAACAAGUGUAAAUCUCAUGCAACAGGCAAAUGCAGAAGCAGCAUGUCUUGCAAAUUGUAAAGAAGACAGUCACAAUGUCGCUGGACUUCAACGUGGGUAGACGACAUGAGCGAACUCUGUCACUGAAUCACAGCAGAGUUCAAGGCCACUUGUAGACUAUUUUGUGUUACAGAAGGUGGCCUUUAGCUCCUAAGCAAAGACCUCUGUUUCUCAUUUCUUUCCUGUUCAUCUUAUUGGUCAUUCUCCUUCCGCAAGAGGAAAGAGCCCAAGCAAAAGGCAGUUUCAAUAUUAAUCUGACCGAGGUUUUGUGCAGUUUAUUAUCAUCCAGGUAAUCAGGUGCAACCCGGUCUGCCUACCAGCCCCCCUGCCCCUGCUCUGUUUUCAUUUAAUAAACAUUUUGGUCUACUUACUAUGUGUUAGAUUUUCUGGAGACCACAGAGUAAAUGAGAUAGCAUCUUUAUGUUGACAGCUAAGUUAGAUUUAACAUAACUGAUAAAAAUUAAGAUUUCUGAUUUCUUGUAAAAAUAUUUAGUAUGUGUGAAUGUAUGCUGAAUGUAAAGUGGUUAACAAAAAAAAUCACACUUGCACUUAUGGAGGGCUUUUCAUGAAUUUGUCAACUUGUAUUUUUUUGUAUUUCCCCACUUCACUGGAUAAAGCAUAUCUGAACCUGGAAGCUGAUUCC